This is a messenger RNA of Mycena citricolor, 980 nucleotides long. NCBI's taxonomy places the organism in Eukaryota, Fungi, Basidiomycota, Agaricomycetes, Agaricales, Mycenaceae. The record is from the annotation of a GenBank genome assembly.
AUGGCCGACACUCCUCAGCCCGGCCCUCUCCCUUCGCUUCUAAGAUUUGGGGAUUCGUCGGACCACUCACCUGCUCAAAUACAGCCACAGCAGACGCCUCUUCCCGCUGUGUAUCGGCAGUGGCUAACACCUCCAAAUCAGCGAGUGGCACCAUACCAAACUUACAAGCCAAUCCAUUGGCACUUCAACAGCCAAGAGCGGUCUUUGGGGUCUGGAACACCGCCGCAGUUGCCAAGCAGCAGUCCACCACGAUCCUCCUCUCCUAUAUGCACUUCCGAGCCCGAAGGCUCACUGUUGACCGCUGCUGUGACCUCGGAACGGUCCAGAAAGCCCAGGAAUCGCGUUACCAAGAAGAAUCCGGUCUUUGGAGAGGUCCAGGGUGCAAUGAGAGGAUCGAAGCAUAUCUCCAUACUCAGAAACAAAGCGCUCCGAGAUAAAGUCGAAGUCAAAUCCGAGGCCAGCGCUCGCUUCUUGCGUCUGAGCGCCGACAUCAUUGAACGAUGUGAACGUCUGUCUGUUGAAACCGGCAGCUGGGUUCAUUUCUCUGCUCAGCAUCGAUUUGCCGCAGACCCGUUUCUCCAUUACACAUCGCCUGCGUUACUGAAAGAAGCAAAACAAGAUAUGACUCGAAUCACCAACGACUUCAGCAAGCUAUUCAAGACACUCAUGGCUGCUCGGAACGAGUCGACAAAGGAAUUGCACAAGAAGCUAACUGAAGCACAGGAGAAGGAGAAGGAAGCAGCAGCUGCGUUGGAGCAAUCACAGCAGAAUGUGGCUGACGCUGCAAGACAGAUGGAAAUGCAAGCAGAGGAGCUGCGUGCAAAGGAAUUGGAGUUGGAGUCGUAUAGGAUUCGGCUUCGUAUGGCCCAAGGACAAUCCAAGUAGAUUUUCAAAAUGCCUCUAUCACCGUACAUGGCUGCAAAUGUUAUAUUACACAUUGUCUAACCCUUGCUUUUUUUUAAAGUCAUCUUUAUUAUUUC